Messenger RNA from Malaya genurostris, 1816 nucleotides. It is a transcript of the gene uri, whose product is annotated as unconventional prefoldin RPB5 interactor 1. NCBI's taxonomy places the organism in Eukaryota, Metazoa, Arthropoda, Insecta, Diptera, Culicidae. The coding region runs from base 280 to 1770 and encodes 496 amino acids. Gene Ontology annotation, molecular function: transcription corepressor activity; phosphatase inhibitor activity; chromatin binding. The transcript has 4 exons. The record is from RefSeq and is a predicted model, not a curated record. Gene Ontology annotation, biological process: negative regulation of transcription by RNA polymerase II; negative regulation of phosphatase activity.
CAAGGAUAGGGCGCUGCAGCAAGUGCUAGCGUAGCCAACAUCUGGGGCAUUUGGUGGGCAAUCAGAGCGCUCAGAGUACGUGAUGAUAUUCUGAUCGAUUAUUUGCGGGGAAGUGCUUUAAAGGGUACUGAAUAAACAAGUAGUUUGUAAUAUCCAGUUUUUUGUUAGCCAUUUUUCUUCAUUGUUUUGGUUUUUGCUGAAUGAUGCUGGCCACAGUUUCAUGACGUCAUAGCAAGGGGCUGAUUAAAUUACACUGUGCAUUGCAACUUCUAAACAAUAAUGGAUCAUUAUAAUAAUGCCUACAUUAAGGCACUUGCGAACAAUCAACAGGAAACCAAACGUUGGCAAAUUUACCUAGAUGAUCAACGACAAGUCUGUGAUAAUCUUACAAUGUAUCAAACCCAAGUUAAAGUUGACAUUCUAAUACCGAUAGGCUCGAAAGCGUUUCUCCCGGGACAACUUUAUCAUACGGGUGAAGUGGUAUGCUCUCAUGGAAAUGGCUAUUUUUCAGAUUGCUCCGUUGAUCAAGCUAAACUUAUCAUAGGCCACCGAAUAAGAACUGCCGACAAAAUGUUAGCAAGUUACAAACGUGAAGAAGGACUGUUUACCGACAAACUACAAAUGCCAUUCGCAGAAGAUGUUUUCGGAGGACACGAAAUUAUAGAGGAAUAUGACGAAGAACAGGAAAAGCUUUGGCGAGUGGAACAUGGCAAACGAUUGAAAGCAUCUAAAAAGCUCGAAGCUCUAACUGGAAAGGAUAGUACAACCGAAGGUCAAGACAUCUUUGAGCGUUUAGAAGAGCUGGAACUUAUGGAAGAACUAGAGCAAGAGAUGGAAAGUCUCGACCUACCAAUCGAAAAUGACGAGCAAUUACAUGAAUUGAUGUACAAUGAAAUAAAAAUGAAUACUAAAAAACGAAUAGCACAUGUUCCUGCGAAUGAACUUAUUAGUAAUUGUACGGAUUACGCAUCCAUUGCUAAUCAAACAACUUCUUUAGAGAUGAAUGAUGGCAAGGAUGAUGAAACAAAUGAAAUAGAAACUACUGAUGAUGAAUGCACUAGCGCUUCCGAAGAUUCAAACAGUGACGUGUCUCUAGAGUUUGUCAAACUGCUCCAAGCAACGAAAUCGAUGAAUAGACAGGAAAAGCUUUUAGUAUUUGAAAACAAAUUGAAAGAAAUCGAUGAUAAACUUCGGCACAAUUCCAUAACUGUAGAAGAGAAAUUAAACAUUUGCGAUCUCCGUUAUGAAUUAGAAGAAGCUCUUGAUUUUCUUGUACCUUUCUGGGAAUCAAAGGACACUAUAGAACAAAGCGAGCCUUUAAUAAAAACUAAACGAAAAAUAAAAUUUGCUGACAAAAAUAGUGUUAAAAUUAUCGAAUGUCAAGACUCAAAUGAUAGUAGUUCUGCGCUCACAAUGAAUUGUAAAAUAAAUCAUUCUUUAGAAAUGUGCAAAGUGUCUCAAACAGCUGAAAAGAACGAAAUUCAAAGCCCACUUGAUAUUUAUUCCAUGUUCGAACACUGCUUUCAAAAAGAAGACAGUGUUGAUCCAAUAAAAGAAACCAAAUCAAUUCUGAAGAAUCGAGAUAUGGUGUUGGCUGAAACACAUCACUUGGAGACUCCUAAAUUGACUAGAUGUAACAAACAGAAAGACCUAUUUUCUGUUCAAAUCAUUGGCGAUGUAAGAGAACACUUGGAACCUUUACCUGCUUCAAUUCCUCCUGUAACAGGGGGCUCAAAAAAAGUUAGCCGUUUUAAACAACAAAAACGCUAGUAUAUUUGUAUGUAUUUUGACGCGAAUCAUAAAAAAAAUUGUUUUA